Molecule: messenger RNA, 576 nt
Organism: Lutra lutra (Eurasian river otter)
Lineage: Eukaryota; Metazoa; Chordata; Mammalia; Carnivora; Mustelidae
Product: keratin-associated protein 13-1-like
Exons: 1
Coding region: 52-576 (174 amino acids)
Source: RefSeq, a predicted model, not a curated record
AACACAGAAUCUCCUCACAGUCACUCAGCUGAACUCACAUCUCCUGUCAACAUGUCCUACAGCUGCUGCUCUGGAACCUUCUCCUCUCGCUCCCUUGGAGGCUACCUGCGCUACCCAGGAUCCUCCUGUGGCUCUUACCCCAGCAACCUGGUCUACCGCACUGACCUCUGCUCUCCCAGCACCUGCCAGUUGGGCUCCUCCCCCUCCAGUGGCUGUCAGGAGACCUGCUAUGAGCCCACCAGAUGCCAGAUAUCCUGCAUGGUGUCCAGACCUUGCCAGACGUUCUGCUACCGCCCAAGGACCUCCACGCUCCGUAGUCCCUGCUGGACUGCUUACCCCGGGUCUGUGGGCAUUGGGUCUAGCAGCUACCAUUCCCUGGGCUAUGGAUCCAGAAGCUGCUACUCACUGGGUUGUGGAUCCCAGGGCUUCAGACCCCUGGGUUUUAGAAUCUGUGGCUUCCCUUCUCUGGGCUAUGGAUCCAGAUUCUGCCACCCAACCUACUUCACCUCUAGGAGCUACCAGUCAUUGUGUUACAGGCCACCCUGUGGAUCUGACUUUUAUAGAGCAACUUUUUGA